Messenger RNA from Dreissena polymorpha, 842 nucleotides. Its product is annotated as WSC domain-containing protein 2-like. Lineage: Eukaryota; Metazoa; Mollusca; Bivalvia; Myida; Dreissenidae. The coding region runs from base 98 to 547 and encodes 149 amino acids. The record is from RefSeq and is a predicted model, not a curated record. The transcript is spliced from 5 exons.
CUUCCUGAUCGAAAACCAUUAUAAACCACAGUGAUAAUUGCUGUUCAGAAUACUGGACCGUGAACAAUUACAAGGCUACACGCAUCAUACUUCCAAGAUGUUCUUCGGCGUUGUCAUAUCAUCCUUCGUCGUGACCAUUGUGGCUGCCAGUUGUGUGACCAAUCCGUGCCAAAACAAUGGCACAUGUAAUCUCCCUCAUUAUACAGGCGACACUGCACUCUAUUACUGCAGAUGUACAUCCGGCUGGGAAGGACGUUAUUGCAAGGACCCUUUCCGGUACAUCGGAUGCUUUGAGGACAGUGUUGCCCGUAUCAUGCCAGUCAUGCUCCCAUUGUCACGGUCGAACUCGCCGUUGGAGUGCGCCGCUCGCUGCCAUGGUUACCCUUAUAGCGGCACACAGGACGGCAUUGAGUGUUUUUGUGGACACUAUCUGAACGCCAAGAAAAGGAAGGAUUCCGAAUGUAACAUGGCCUGUCCUGGGGACAACAGUCAAAAAUGCGGAGGCAGCUGGCGAAUGAGCGUCUACAGCAACAUGGCCGAGAAAUGAGUCGACUCAUGAAAAAAGAAAAUCGUUGCUCGGAAUAAACAUGUGUGAGCUGAUACAAAUAGCCGGAAGGAUACUCUUCGAUCUUUUAAAAAUGUUUGCUUUCGUUUUUUUACAGAACAUUAUUGAAUAGCCAUUUACUAACUGCAUGAUUACAGGGAAUUUUUUUUGCUGAGCAGUUUACGGAUGUUUUUUCGUGAACAAAAGUUUUUACUUAGACACAUUAAACUGACUUCAAUUAACUUUUAUAAUACAUAGGAAUGAAUGUUAUAAGUAUGGAAAUGAUAACAAAGAACGA